Molecule: messenger RNA, 1773 nt
Organism: Truncatella angustata
Lineage: Eukaryota; Fungi; Ascomycota; Sordariomycetes; Amphisphaeriales; Sporocadaceae
Exons: 1
Coding region: 1-1773 (590 amino acids)
Biological process (GO): protein phosphorylation
Molecular function (GO): ATP binding; protein kinase activity
Source: RefSeq, a predicted model, not a curated record
AUGGAUUUGUCUGUGAAGGCAAUACAGGAGGUCAUACACCCCACGGCUGCAUUCACGUACUACGACGAUUCGCAGGUGCAACCAACGACCACAUCCCCCACUCAAGUCACAUGGGACAAUUCCUUGCUGAAUCCCAAGAACAGAAUUGACAGCCUUGAUCUGCCGCAAUGCCCAUUAUGGAGAAUCGAUGGCUGCUCAAGUCUGGGUAUGCAGUACUACGCCAUACCUCUUUUCCUGUCGACUCUGCCGCCCAUGCGUAUGGACGUUUUUAUUCACGAAAACCAGCCAGAGGAAUUACGCCAACAGCUUGAGCUGAACAUCGCUUUUCACACCAAGGAUGGAGCACGUUUGUCCAAUCUCGCAAUCUCCAAGUAUAUCAUUCGAGUGCUAGGUCGGUGGGUCAUGACUGCGUUUGAAGACUUGGACGCCUUUGAAAAGUUCUACAGAUCUGUUCCCUUUGGAACGCGUCUUGUGCUUGAGAAAUUGUCGACAAGAAUCCAGGAUGUUGUCGUCGCUGUAGGCCGGACUCACGUCUUGGAACAUCGACUGCUCUCUCUACCCAAGCUGAAGGAGUUCUGGGGUUCAGACUUUCCAUUCCCAAACAUCAUCGAUUUAUAUGAACUUCAAGUCAUCCGUGUGCUCCAUGACAGCGUAUGCCUGGUCCGCAUUGGAGAGGAGUUAUUCAUCUUCAAGGCACUUAUGAGUGGAACAAAGUAUCUGUAUCACGAGCUGAAGAUACUUUGCAACCUUGGUUCACACCCGAAUGUCAUUGGUCGACCUAUUCAUCUCGUCAGAAAGGCAUGUAACUUUGGAGCAAAGAAGGCGAUCGUUGGAUUCACAACCUUCUAUCAUUGCAACGGUAGUUUACGAGACGUGUUACCCCAGCUACGCAUACAUGGCAAGCUUUCCCAGGCUUGGCAGCUUACUUGGGCCGCUCAGCUGACUAAUGCUUUGGAACACCUGCGUUCUACUUCUGGUACAUAUUACCCCGAUCUAAGGCUCGACAACAUUGUCCUGAGUACUUCAUUGGACAUUGUAAUGGUAGACUUCGAGCAACGCGGUGUCUGGUGCGAAUUUGCCGCUCCUGAAGUCAAUGCCAUCGAAUACAUUCGAUUCAUCGCAACCGACGAGCGUGCAGAUGAGCAGGACGAGCGUGCAGAUGAACGGCUAUUCCCAAGAGACAAGCAGAGCGGGGAUGAUGCCCAUGAGAAGUACUGGGAUAUGUUGAGGCGACUUGUACCUGCGGUCGACGUCCUUGAGAAGAAUGAUGAUUACGUCAACGCGCCACAGGGUUACAAUGUCCCGUGGAUCGCUCUAGACCCUACCGAACAAGAGGCUGCAGAGGUCUAUAUGCUUGGACGGGUCUUGUGGUGCAUUUUCGAAGGGGUGAGUGGUCCGCAGAAGGCGGCAGUGUGGCAAUCGUACCCCUGGGAGUCGGAUCUGGAGUUUCCGGACUUCCGUCAGACACCCGAUGAAAUGAGACCCCUGAUCGAGAGGUGUGCUCGAGGGCGACGCCAAACGUUGGGCAGCAUCAUUGAGCGGGAGGGGAGCCGUCUCGUGCUGAAAGGGGUCCCGUUGAGCCAGCAAAACCCGAAAGAUGUACAGGAUGCUGCUCGUCGAUUCUGGCAGACCGAGUUACAGGUCGCGGAGGAAUUUCUGGCUAUGAGAGAAGUGCUCAAGGAACAAGGCAACUGGCCAGGAAAUUACUAUCAACGACCAACUCUAAGAGAGGUGCUUGCGGAGUUGUUGGCAUAUCAGAGCAAAACAGUCUGA